Molecule: messenger RNA, 997 nt
Organism: Ziziphus jujuba (common jujube)
Lineage: Eukaryota; Viridiplantae; Streptophyta; Magnoliopsida; Rosales; Rhamnaceae
Product: NADH dehydrogenase [ubiquinone] 1 beta subcomplex subunit 7
Exons: 2
Coding region: 156-458 (100 amino acids)
Cellular component (GO): mitochondrion
Source: RefSeq, a predicted model, not a curated record
UGCUGCGCGUCGUAUAAGAAUUGUAAAACGACAUUGAAACCAAAGCCAGAGACUCAGAGAGAGAGAGAGAGAGAGAGAGAGAGAGCGAAGCAGAGGAUCGAAAGCAAAACAACAAUCUGAGAGAGAGAGAGAGAGAGAGAGGGAGAGGGUCGGCCAUGGAAGUGGAGGGAUCGUCGAAGAAGAUGAUAGCGACGCAGGAAGAGAUGGUGGAAUCGAGAGUGCCGCUGGCAUACAGAGACCAAUGCGCUCACUUGCUGAUCCCUUUGAACAAGUGCCGCCAAUCGGAGUUUUACCUGCCGUGGAAGUGCGAGAACGAGCGCCACGUCUACGAGAAGUGCCAGUACGAGCUCGUCAUGGAGAGGAUGCUCAAGAUGCAGAAGAUUCGCGAAGAAGAGGCCAAGUUGAAGCAGGCUAAGAAGCAUGGCAUUCCCGUCAUCCCCAACACUGCUAAUGCUUAGCCUACGAUAAAUGGUCACUUAGUAGCUGUUCAUGUGGCAAGGCUAUGGUACUUUAUGAAAGGCUUGUUGGUCAUAUGGUUGUACUCCAUGAGUGGCAAUUGGUGUCAAAAACCGAGGGACAACCUAGAAUCUGGGUCAGACUUGUAACUUGUCAGUUGCUUUUACAAACAGUGCUCUUCAGCAGCUGUUGGCAGAUGGUGAUCUAUGGGAAAUGUCCUUCUCUUUCUUUCUCAGCCAUACUUUUUUUUUUGAGGAUUUGGGAAUUCAGGAGUAAUCUUUUGGAGUAAUUAUUUUGAUUGAAUUCCUAAUGAAUCAAUUAAAUGGUUUCUGAUUUAUGCUGUAGAUAUAGACUAAUGUAGCGCACCUAAAUUAUGUAUUUAUGUAGCAUGCAGAGGAAGGAUAAGGAUAAAUUUAGAUUUAUGGAAUGACAUAGGUAGAAGAAGCUACUGUCUGUUUUAGUGACUCGUUAGUCUUGAGGUUUGUUUUCAUAAUACCAAUUAUUGAGGCUUACAGAAUGAAUAGUUAUGUAAUAAUUUUCA